GGCAAAUAAGCAAAAUUCAAAUUAGCUCCAAUAAAACCCUAGCUACCCCCAUUCACCUUCUUUCCCUCUCUAUCCUCUCUCUCUCUUCUUUCUCUCUCUACCUCUUCUUCCUCGUGAUGUAACUGAUUCUUGCUUUGAAUCUCAAUCUCCAAUCAAUAGUUUUCGAUGGGGAAGGUUUCACCGAAGGAGAAGAGUUGGAAGGGGAAGAAAGGGAGGAAGCAAUUGCGAAGCUCCAAGAAUAAGUAUCUCAAGCCUGGGACUCUCGCUCAGCUUCGGUGUAACAGAUCUUCAGGUUCGGGUGGCGGUAAGGCUUGCACCGAUCUCGGGAAGAAGAGAGUGGCGGUUGGUUUGAAUUCGAGGGAGACGGUGGAGAAGAGUCCUGUGAUGCUGUCGCCGGUGAAUUUGGUUAGGCAGAAUAGUUUGCUUGGGACUCCCAAAACGCCGAGAAUCGAAGAGCCUCAAUCGGAUUCCAGGCUUGAAUCGCUACCUAUGGAUGUCUUGGUUAAACUGCUAUGCCACCUGCACCAUGACCAGCUGAAGGCUGUCUUCCAUGUUUCACGAAGAAUUAGAAAAGCAGUUAUUGUGGCAAGGCAAUUUCACUUCAAUUAUACUACCCCAGAUCGCUCUCGGCAAGAGCUGUUAAGUACAAUGACUCCCAGGCCUAAUGAUCAUUGGCCUUUCCUGUGCAAGGGUGAUGGGAAGGGAGUGAGGGUUCCAAGCCCACACACUCCUAAGGCACCUAGACAUGGCCCUCGACCUCCUUCGCGCCUUAAGGUUUCAGAGAUGCGGCAGGUUGCAGCGGUUCUUUUCCAGGAGUCAGCUUUCCCUCCUCGUUGCUUGGUGCCGUCAGUCAUACCUAAGCCCCUAUGCAAGUCCUUGGCUUCUACCAGAGUUCUCUUCUAUGAAGAUGAACUAUGCCAAGCAGUUGCUCAGAAUAAACUUAAGUGAUCCUGUUUGGUUUUUUUUCUUCUACACUGCCUCGGUGUUUCUUUACUUUGUAUAGUUGUUUUUUUAUAUCGCUAGUGAAUGUUAGAAUAGUAAAGAUGCAAUUUUGUAGUCUCUUGGGGCAGUUUAGCUGGUGUGGAUAUUUCAGAUGUCUAAGUAGACGUGGAGGGUUGGCGAAGGUUGUGGUAAUAAUAUAAUUACAGUCAUUACUUGUAUAUGUUUGGUGUGUUUGAACUUUGAAACAAUUUCGAGUUGCUUCUAGAAAAAAAAUUGAAGGAUCUUCCUUCGAGGGUUUUCAUGGAA
Lotus japonicus is the source of this 1248-nucleotide messenger RNA. RefSeq names its product F-box protein At4g35930. The record is from RefSeq and is a predicted model, not a curated record. The transcript has 5 exons. The coding region runs from base 166 to 948 and encodes 260 amino acids. Gene Ontology annotation, molecular function: protein binding. Lineage: Eukaryota; Viridiplantae; Streptophyta; Magnoliopsida; Fabales; Fabaceae.